Molecule: messenger RNA, 1092 nt
Organism: Spinacia oleracea (spinach)
Lineage: Eukaryota; Viridiplantae; Streptophyta; Magnoliopsida; Caryophyllales; Amaranthaceae
Exons: 1
Coding region: 1-1092 (363 amino acids)
Source: RefSeq, a predicted model, not a curated record
AUGGACGGUUGGAUAAGGCCGCCACCAAUGCAAAGUAGGGAAAGGAAUGUCAAGAAAUUUUGUGACUUCCAUAAUGAGCACGGCCACCUCACAGAGGACUGCAGGGACCUCAAAGACAACAUUGAGGAUAUGGUCAGAAAGGGGUAUUUUUCGCAGUAUAGGGCGAGGCAAGGAAAUGGUAACAACAACUCGGUGGGGGGAAACCCUGCCAAUUCCUACCGGCCACAACAGCAAAAUCAACAACAAUACCCUAGAAUCGAACAGCCAUAUCAGCCACCUAGAAUCGAGCAAAAACAGCCGGAAACCAGUGCCAGAGCAGAACAGAGGGAUGGCGGGAAAAAACCACCCGUGUAUGUAAUUUCUGGCGGUCCAGUCCACGGAGGGACAAUAAGCGGCGCCAGUAGAAGCUUGGAGGAACACAGGCACAUGGUAAACUAUCAUAACACAAGAGUGUGGCCUAACCCACCCAGCAUACCAGUGAUGACGUUCUCGGAAUCGGAUUGCAGAGGCAUCAUUUUCCCGCAUGAUGACCCGCUAGUUCUUACAAUUGAUAUAGCAAAUGCCGAUGUGAACAGAGUACUGGUAGACGGCGGCAGCUCAGCAAACAUCAUCUUCUGGGAAGCCUUCAAACAAUUGCACAUACCAGAGGACGAGCUUCAAAGGGUGAACUACCCAGUAAUCGGUUUCUCAGGAUCUACAGUGUACCCAGAGGGUAGUAUACGGCUGCCGGUGAAAAUCAGAGAAGGAUCUGAAAUGCGAGAUCUCAUGGUGGAUUUCCUAAUCAUUAAAGUACCAGCGGCCUACAAUGUGAUCAUCGGUCCCCCAUUCAUACAUGACGUGCAGGCGGUAGUCUCCACCUAUCACUUGACAAUGAUAUAUAUGUCGAACCUGGAAAGGCCGGCAAAGAUAAGGGGAAGUCAGUUGGCGGCAAGAUCCUGUUACUUGACUGCUUUGAGAACACCGGGAAGAAUGGUCCCAGAAGUAAACUUGACUACUGAGCCGGCAAGGCAAGAGGUACACUUGACUACUAAGCCGGCAAGACAAGAACAACUGCCAAAAAAGAAGAGCUGCACAAAAAGGGGUCGAACCUGA